AGAGAGAUAAAUAGUCAUAGAGAAAAUACCCUGAUCUAUUUUACUACCUUAUGGGUUCGGAAGUCGUAUCCGCCGUGGAAAACAUGCAGCAACCUUUACUUGAGCCAUCAAAAUCGGAUGUCGACUUCAGGAUGGAGAGUGUGUUAACAGACCCUCACUUGCCUUAUUACCGGCGAGUUUACUUGGCGGCGUUGAUAGAGAUCAAGUUUCUAUUCCACCUUGCAGCUCCGGCUAUCUUCGUCUACGUGAUCAACAAUGGCAUGUCCAUGCUCACUCGUAUCUUCGCUGGUCGAAUGGGAAGUAUGCAACUCGCCGCAGCUUCUCUAGGAAACAGCGGUUUCAACAUGUUCACCUUUGGUCUCAUGCUUGGAAUGGGAAGUGCAGUGGAGACACUAUGUGGGCAAGCCCACGGGGCUCAGAGAUACGACAUGCUCGGCGUCUACUUACAAAGAUCCACCGUGGUUUUACUCGUCACCGGACUUCCAGUGACAUUACUCUUCAUCUUCUCUACACCUCUCCUCACUUUACUCGGCGAGCCAGCUGACGUGGCAUCAACGGCUUCCAUCUUUAUCUACGGUAUGAUCCCUAUGAUCUUCGCUUACGCCGUUAACUUCCCUAUACAAAAGUUCCUCCAGUCACAGAGCAUCGUUACGCCUAGCGCUUACAUCUCAGCAGCCACCCUCGUCCUCCACCUGCUCCUCUCAUGGCUCGCUGUCUUCAAGCUUGGAUGGGGUUUACUUGGUCUCUCCGCGAUCCACAGUCUCUCAUGGUGGAUCAUUGUCAUUGCUCAGAUCAUGUAUAUCAAGAUGAGCCCUAGGUGUCGCCGGACUUGGGCAGGGUUUAGCUGGAAAGCUUUCGACGGUCUAUGGGACUUUUUCCGGUUAUCUGCGGCUUCGGCGGUCAUGCUCUGCCUUGAGGCUUGGUAUGCUCAGAUUCUUGUUCUCCUUGCCGGACUUCUCAAAAACCCUGAACUUGCUUUGGAUGCCCUAGCUAUAUGCAUGGCAAUUUCUGCAAUCUCGUUCAUGGUCUCCGUUGGAUUCAACGCAGCUGCAAGUGUGAGAGUUAGUAACGAAUUGGGCGCUGGACAUCCCAGAUCAGCGGCAUUUUCAACUGUAGUAACUACAGGAGUAUCGUUUAUACUGGCAUUGUUUGAAGCUGUAGUGAUCCUCUCGUGGCGGCAAGUCAUCAGCUACGUUUUUACAGACAGUCCAGCGGUUGCCGAAGCCGUAGCCGAACUCUCUCCUUAUUUGGCCAUUACCAUAGUUCUUAACGGAAUUCAACCAGUUUUAUCCGGUGUGGCCGUUGGAUGUGGGUGGCAAGCAUUUGUGGCAUACGUGAACAUAGGAUGUUAUUACAUUGUGGGGAUUCCAAUUGGUUAUGUUCUUGGUUUCACCUAUGAUAUGGGAGCUAAGGGAAUAUGGACAGGAAUGAUUGGGGGCACACUCAUGCAGACUAUUAUCUUGCUUAUCGUCACUAUCCGAACUGAUUGGGAUAAAGAGGUGGAGACGGCUUCGAGACGAUUAGACCAGUGGGAAGACUCUCAAGCGCCGCUUCUUAAGCAGUAAACAAAUUUAUUUUUCAUUUUCAAAAAGAAUAUUAUGGGGAGACUUGGAGGUCAAUUUUAUUUUAUUUCUUCUUGUUCCGAUCGGUUUGUUAAUGAAUGGGAAAACUGAUAAUUUUCUGAGGGGGUUAGAGUAAAGAGAUCAUGUACAUUUUAGAAAGAAGACGACGUAAUAUUGAGAAGUGAGAAUGAAAUGUUGAAGAAAAAUUGAUGUCUUGUGUGGAAGAGUGUAGUAAACCCUUUGUAUGAAAUAAAUCAAGUAAUGAUGCAAUAAGUUACCGUUUCACACUUGAAUCAUAUAGUCAAUCUUAAUUCAAUUUAAAGUUUAAUAAACGAUGUAAUAUUAAACUUCAGCGAGCGAUGUAAUAGUUGAUAAGAAACAACGUCAAAUUUUAUAUGUUCAAUCGUAAUUAUUUUUCUAAUAGCAUUUUAGUCAGUACAUAAGAAUAAAAACCAUUCGUAAAACUAAUGUGAUCUUCAUGUGAAUGUUGAAAGCGAACAUAUUGGAUUUGUCAAUGUGGUUCGAUAGCUACUGAAAAGGUUUGGCACUUGUCAAUCUGGUUUUGAUAGCUACUGAAACGGGUUGGCACUUGUCAAUCUGGUUCUGAUAGCUACUGAAAAAGCUUGGCUAUUUAAUUUUCUUGAACAAACCUCUUUUUGUUUUUUUUACGGAUAACCCAAAAUAAGAAUACAAAUUAAGAGAAAGAUACAAGAUGAUGAUGAUGGUCCACAUGUCAUGCAUACUAUUUAUAUGCACACUAUACAGAUUUCAGGACCAUGCAUAAUAUGGUUUUGUUCCUAUAUCUCGUGAGUCAAUAAUAAUUAACUAUAUGUUGGGUCAUUUUCUAAUUUUGUCUCGUGGUGGAAUUGGAAACGUACUUUGACAAAAAAAGAAUAAAAGAUUUGCAACUUGUGAAGCAAUUAUAAUUGUUUCAUAAUAUGGUUGGAUACGUAAUGAGAUUUUAGCUCGUACGAGUUGAUGAAUUUACACAGACUAAACCGAUGAUAGAGACCGGGCAUCAUCUAAAUCUGGACAUACAGAUCCAUUGACCAUCAAAUAGUGCUUGUAACCUGAUUUGGAUUUCCGAUUUUCGAGUUGAAUAAAAUUUCAUUUAUAAAAAAAAAUCUCCCUUUUCAUUUUUUUUUUUUAAAAGCUUUCAUAUUAAAAUAAAAUUGGGCUUUUUUGAAACAUACAAACAAGGGUAAUUAGAAAAAGCUAAAAAAUGAAACUAAAAUAUAAAAUAGAACCGAACCAAUCGCUAGAACCAGUUUGAUAAAACCGGGAUUAAACCUAGAAAACCCUUUCCAUUUGUUAUUUGUACGAUGUGUUUAAAUGUUGGUCCAGCUUAUGAUUGUAUACCAACGACAUGUAUUGAAAACAGAGUUACAAAAAAAAAAAGAUGUGUAAAAUAUUCACCCAAAGUUCAAACAGAGUUACAAAAAAUAGAAUUAACACUGUCAAAUAUUCACCCAAAGUUCAAUACUUAGUAUAAAAAUAUUAGAAAGAUGUGUAAAACACUUGGACUGUUUUUACAAUUCCCACUUGUUAUUAUGCUUGUUUAUCUUUUAUUUUGGGAAAUCACUAAGAUAUCUUAAUUUAUUAGUCCAUGUGAGACAUCAUCGGGAAAAAUAAAACAAACUCAUUUUCCUCGAACAUGUCUAAGAACUACUUGAUAUACUACAAUC
Molecule: messenger RNA, 3247 nt
Organism: Brassica rapa (field mustard)
Lineage: Eukaryota; Viridiplantae; Streptophyta; Magnoliopsida; Brassicales; Brassicaceae
Product: protein DETOXIFICATION 36
Biological process (GO): xenobiotic detoxification by transmembrane export across the plasma membrane
Cellular component (GO): membrane
Molecular function (GO): antiporter activity; xenobiotic transmembrane transporter activity
Source: RefSeq, a predicted model, not a curated record